Molecule: messenger RNA, 1532 nt
Organism: Lathyrus oleraceus (garden pea)
Lineage: Eukaryota; Viridiplantae; Streptophyta; Magnoliopsida; Fabales; Fabaceae
Product: 11S globulin seed storage protein 2
Exons: 3
Coding region: 207-1355 (382 amino acids)
Molecular function (GO): nutrient reservoir activity
Source: RefSeq, a predicted model, not a curated record
UAUAAAAUCAAAAUAUUUAUAUUUUGAUGAAUAAAGAGGAGAAGAAUUAGAUGGAGCUAGACCUAGCACUAAAGACAACACAACCAACAUGUCCUUAGAUUUAGUUAGUUAUACGGUUGUUACGUUAAUUGUUAUUUUCUUGAUCCUAUUUAUACGUGUAUAGAAGUUGUAUUGUAUUUUCAUUUUAAUAACAAAGUUUAUUGAAAAUGAAUAGAUAUUCAAAUAUAUUGGUAAUUCUGUGUUUUAUUUUAAAUUUUGUCAUCUCUUUACAGAAACCAAUAGAGUUGGACUUAACACCAAAGACAGCACAACCUUUAGUUGAGGGAGAUGGUGGUAGUUACUAUAUUUGGUUAAGUUCUGAAGUUCAAAUUUUGGCUGAAACAAAUGUUGCUGCUGGUCAGUUUAUUCUUCAGCCACGAGGGUUUGCUUUUCCUCAUUAUGCAGAUUCAUCUAAAGUUGGUUAUGUUGUUGAAGGAACUGACGGUGUAGUUGGAAUGGUACUUCCCAAAACUGGAAAAGAAGUUGUUUUAAAACUUAAACAAGGAGAUGUUAUACCCGUACCUAUUGGAGCUAUUUCAUGGUGGUUCAAUGAUGGUCACUCAAACCUCAACAUUAUAUUUCUUGGUGAAACUUCAACGGCUCAUGUUCCAGGACAAUUCACUUAUUUUUUUCUGACGGGUCUUCAAGGACUUUUAGGAAGUUUCUCUAGUGAAUUAAUAGGCAAAAUAUAUAAUUUUGAUAAAGAUGAAGUGAGCCAAUUAACACAAAAUCAACCGGGGGUUGUGAUAAUCAAGUUAGAAAAAGACCAAUCAAUGCCUAAGCCACAAUUGAACAUAACUAAAGAUUUUGUUUAUGACAUUGAUACUAAAGUCCCAGAAAUUGCAGUCCAUAAUGGAGGAUUAAUUACAACCUUAACUAAGAAAGAUUUUCCUUUUAUUAAGGACGUGGAGUUGAGUGUGAUUAGGGUGAAACUUGAACCUAAUGCUAUUAAGGCACCAUCAAACCUAAUUACUCCUGGGAUUCAAUUAAUUUACAUUGCUAGAGGAAGUGGAAAAAUUGAAAUUGUGGGAUUGAGUGGAAAAUGUGUAUUGGAUGCUCAAGUUAAGGCUGGUCAUUUGACUGUUGUACCACAUUUUUUUGUAGCCGCUCAAAUUGCAGGUGAUGAAGGAAUGGAGAGCUAUUCUAUUGUAACAACAACCAAGCCUUUGUUUGAAGAGUUAGCCGGUAAGACAUCAAUUUGGGAAGCCUUAUCACCUUUGGUGCAACAAGUGUCUUUCAACGUGGAUUCUAAAUUUCAAAAGCUUUUUAUAUCCAAGGUCACGGAAAACAACAAUCUCAUUCCUCCUACUAUUUAGUUUGACUUGUUUUAUUGGAAUAAAUUUCUUAUGUGUGUUUUUUAAUAAGUUUGUUUUGUUUGAAUGAUAAUAAUGUGUUUAUUACUGUUUUAUAAUUAUUAUGUAUGUUUUUAAUUUGUUUGAUAUCAAGGAUUCAUCUAUUUAUAAUAUAUUAAAUCAGAGUCGUAGAUUCUUGUU